Molecule: messenger RNA, 1238 nt
Organism: Agrilus planipennis (emerald ash borer)
Lineage: Eukaryota; Metazoa; Arthropoda; Insecta; Coleoptera; Buprestidae
Product: trypsin-1-like
Exons: 7
Coding region: 163-1110 (315 amino acids)
Biological process (GO): proteolysis
Molecular function (GO): serine-type endopeptidase activity
Source: RefSeq, a predicted model, not a curated record
AUUAUCUUGACAGUAAGCGACUGGAAGCCGCAGGUAGUACAAGAAGAAGACAUUCCAUCCAUCCGACUUGUGCGUACUAGUGAUAUUUCGUAAAGAAAAAUAACAAACAAUUGAAAAGUGUUAACAAAAGACUGACGAAAAGUUUAUACAAGCGCAGUAACAAUGCGGUUGAAGUGGAUAAUUUGUUACCUAGGAUUUUUACUGUUAAAUCUGGUCAUCCCCGGAGAGAGCGCAGGAGAUGGCGUAGACUAUGAAGCGAACACCUUAAGAAGUUUCUUCGGGACCAGAUUUGGUACCUACGGGAACCGACCACCCCCAAGACAUGACACGCCAUCUUCGCCAUGCUCCUGUUCUUGCGGAGAAAGAAACGAUGCUAAAAGAAUCGUCGGGGGCCAUGCAACGGCCAUGAAUGAGUUUCCGUGGAUGGUACGACUGUCGUAUUUCAACAGAUUUUACUGCGGAGGGAUGUUAAUCAAUGACCGAUACGUUUUAACGGCGGCUCACUGUGUUAAAGGAUUCAUGUGGUUCAUGAUAAAGGCCACUUUUGGAGAACACGACCGGUGCAGUGACACAAAAAGGCCCGAAUCGAGGUUCGUUUUGAGGGCUAUAACGGGGGCAUUCAGUUUUCUAAAUUUCGAUAACGACAUUGCCCUUUUGCGAUUAAACGACAGGGUGCCCAUCAUGGACACCAUCAAACCCAUCUGUCUUCCGACGAAAAAGGACGACUUGUAUAUCGGUACGAAAGCCAUAGCAACGGGUUGGGGAACUUUGAAAGAAGACGGGAAGCCGUCGUGUGUUCUUCAAGAAGUGGAGGUGCCCGUUAUAAGUAAUGAAGCCUGUCGAAAAAAUACCAGCUAUACGGCAAAAAUGAUCUCCGAUAACAUGCUUUGCGCCGGUUAUCCUGGCGUCGGAGGACGAGAUUCCUGUCAGGGGGAUAGUGGCGGUCCUUUAAUCGCGCAAAGAGCCGACAAAAAAUAUGAAUUAAUAGGGGUUGUAUCGUGGGGUAACGGAUGCGCCAGACCCAGUUACCCAGGGGUUUACACCAGGGUUACGAAAUAUCUCGAUUGGAUAUUACAAAAUUCUGCCGAUGGCUGCUUCUGCUCUAGUUAAUACAUAUGUUGUGAUAAAUAAUACAUAAAAUUAUAAGUAAAUUUAGCCACUAUAACGAUCGAAAUCUGUCCUUUUUAUGAUGCCAUGUACCUACAUACAUAAGUACUUGAAAACAAAAUAUUUUUUUC